UGUUAUCAAAGUAAGUUCCUUAUCGUGAGUCAAAUGUUCAAAUUAUGAAUAUAUUGUAAUUCAUUUUGAGACUUGUCCUGUCGGACUCUGCGCCUGUUAAAAAUUACCUGCACUUUCCGAACUGCUGGGUGUCGGGUUGCUUUCGGCCUUUUUUUUUUGCCAUCGUUAGUUUUUCUUAAAGUUUAAAUGAAGAAAAUCAUAAUAAGACAGGGUUUUCCUUUGAUUCUUUCCAAAUUCAGGAUACAGAGUUGUGCCAGACUUGCAUCUACUAUGCCGAAGCAGAAAGUGUUCCUGACGAGAUCUGACUAUCCAAAAAAUGGUGUUUCGUUAUUAGAACCUAGAUAUGAACUUUCCUUUUGGGACCAUGAAAAAAAUGGUGUUAUCACUAAAGAAGGCAUGGUUGCAAAUGUAAAAGGUGUCAACGCAAUAUUUUGUUGUUUGAAUGACAAGAUUGACAAAGAUGUUAUUGAAGCUGCAGGUGAUAGUUUGAAAAUUGUUUCAACCAUGUCGGUUGGCGUGGACCAUGUGGAUAGAGAGAUUCUAAAAAAGAAGAAUGUCAAACUCGGCUACACACCCGACGUGCUAACAGAAGCUACGGCAGAAUUGACUGUCGCCUUGCUGCUUGCAACAUCGAGGAGAUUGCUUGAAGCAAACAAAUUGAUCCGGGAGGGACAUUGGACUUCUCCAUGGGCGCCUGUCUGGAUGUGUGGUCCGGCACUGAAAGGUUCAACUGUAGGUAUUGUCGGUUUUGGACGUAUCGGACAAUCUACUGCGAUAAAGCUCAAAGCUUUUGAUGUAGGAAAAAUUCUUUACGGGAGCGAAAAAGAAAAGCCGGAAGGAAUUGAGAUGGGUGCAUGUAGAGCAUCCUUAGAUGUACUACUCAAAGAAAGUGAUUUUGUUAUUGCAACCUGCGCAUUGUCUGAAAAAACAAAGGGGCUUUUUUCAAAAGAAAAUUUUGAAAAAAUGAAGCCAACAUCUAUCUUUAUUAAUACAUCUCGAGGAGGUGUUGUUGAUCAAGAAGCACUCAUUGAUGCCCUGAAGAAUGGAAAAAUAAGAGCAGCAGGCUUGGAUGUGAUGACGCCUGAGCCGCUUCCUGCCGACCACCCUUUAUUGUGCUUAGAUAAUUGUGUUAUACUCCCCCACAUUGGAAGUGCAACAUAUCAGACAAGAAUGGUCAUGUCGGACCUUGUAGCAAAGAACAUCAUUGCAGCACUUGAAGGCAAGGAAAUGCCUGCAGAAUAUAAAUAAAAUUAAUGAAAUGUUACAAUAUUAAAUUUUACAAUGGGCAAUAAAACUUAUUUUUUUAAA
This is a messenger RNA of Cimex lectularius (bed bug), 1308 nucleotides long. RefSeq names its product glyoxylate reductase/hydroxypyruvate reductase-like. Gene Ontology annotation, molecular function: hydroxypyruvate reductase (NADH) activity; glyoxylate reductase (NADPH) activity; hydroxypyruvate reductase [NAD(P)H] activity. Gene Ontology annotation, cellular component: cytosol. The coding region runs from base 187 to 1248 and encodes 353 amino acids. The record is from RefSeq and is a predicted model, not a curated record. NCBI's taxonomy places the organism in Eukaryota, Metazoa, Arthropoda, Insecta, Hemiptera, Cimicidae. The transcript is spliced from 7 exons.